UCCAGCUUGGUUGAGGGGGAGGUGCUGCUGUUGGAGAAGAGGCGGCUAGACCAGGAGUGGGAUUAAGAUAUCAGCUGAAUAAGGCACUGGGUUUCUUGUCACAUCGCUCUCGGGACAUCAACAGUGUCAGCGGACAGGGAGCCAGAUAAAAGAAGAAGGGGAAAACAUGCCGAAAGAGAAGAAAUCCACAGAUUCUUUUGAUGAUGGGAUUGUACAGCUGAAGGAUAUUUCAGUAUGGAGAGAAGAGGCAAAAAAGAUAUACCUGAAAGAAAAGCUGGAGGAUAAAGAACAGGAUGAAUAUUUUCCAUUGAAGGAAAGAGCUGGAGAAGAAGAUGAAGAGGUCUCGGCUCCAAAAACCCCCAAGCUGAAUGAUAAUGUUUCACUCUACCGAGGCGACAUAACAAAGCUGAAAAUUGAUGCAGUCGUAAAUGCAGCAAACAAAAGUCUGCUCGGAGGAGGUGGAGUCGAUGGCUGCAUCCACAGAGCUGCGGGGCCUAAAUUGUUGUCAGCGUGCCGCCAGCUAAAUGGAUGUAACACUGGAGAGGCCAAAAUUACACUAGGCUAUGACCUUCCUGCAAAGCAUGUCAUCCACACUGUGGGACCUGUAGCAAGAGGGAACUGUGAUGAGCGCCUUAAACGUCAGCUGAGAAACUGCUAUGAGACUUCCCUGAAGCUGUUGGAGGCUCAAGGGCUGAAAUCUAUCGCAUUCCCUUGUAUAUCCACUGGUAUCUAUGGUUUCCCUCAAGAUGAUGCAGCUGAAAUUGCAGUGUCGACUAUUAAAGAAUGGCUAGCUGACAAGCAAGCUCUGGUGGAUCGCAUUAUCUUCUGUGUUUUCUUGGAAAGUGACCAUAAGAUCUACAAGGAGAAGAUGCUUCAUCAUUUUCCUAUAGAUGAAGAAGAUCUGCAUGAAAGCUCCCCAACUACAAAGAAGUACAGAAAUAAAGAAUCGUCACAGAAGAGUGAUGAUAAGAUUGAAGUUUCAACAGAAGAAAGCCCUGAUGGUCAAGCAGAAAAUUCACCAAAGAAGACAGAAAUUGAAAAAUGUGUUGAUUCAACUUUGCCUUUAGGUAGUCAAGAUGAUGAGUCUAAACCAAGUGACACGUACAUGGACAGCCAGAUUGAAGAUAAACCUGAAGACAGUGACAUGCUUAGCCAGCCUUGUACCCAAACAGAAGAAAUGGAAAUGGACAACUCCCAAGUUCAGUCAGAGGGUAUGCAGAAAAUGAAUGAUGAUGAAGAAAAUUCUCCAACUCAAGGAGAAGAUAAGGAAAAUAAUGACCGCAUACCCUAUAUUGAUGAAUGUGAAGACGAAAGUGGACAGUGAAGAAUGGCUAGACUUGACUGAAACAAGACGCAUCGAUAUCUGUGAAGGCAGACUGUAACCCCUUUAGACCUCUGGAAGGCGUUUGGUACAAUUUUGUGCUUGGGUUUAGGUAGCCAUCUUGUUCAGUUUUGUGUAUCAGAAUUCUGAGUUGUAUUAUGUUUAGUAACUGUAUUAUUGAAAGAAAUAUUUUGGCUUAAUGAUGUGCUUCUAAAUAAUACUUUCACUGCCUGCAACUGUUGUUCUACUGAUCAAUAGAGCUUGGAUCCAAUAUCAUAUCAGCUUCACAUCAGAUGAAUGAACUGGUUGUAUUCACCUCCAUUACACCAGGUAUAUCACACUUUUGAUUCUGAUUACCUACUUGAAAGUUGAUCUUGAAGCAACCACAGAGUACAAUAUUAAUAUCUCUGUUCAGUGUGUGAUAGUUUUGCCAAACUUCUCCCUCUAAAUCCACAUUACUCAUCAAGCCAUUAAUUUUGUUCGGCUGUUAGCACUAAUUUGAUGGCCAGAUAUUUGGAAUCUUUUUUUUGAGAUAGUGGAUGAAUUUAAAAAGUUGAUCCCCUAGUCCUUUUCUCUUCCCCACCCCACCCCUUUUGGCAGUUCCUCGAUAAGUAAGAUUACUUCUCAGCAUUAAAAGAAAACAAAGAAAAACAUGAUUUGAGUUUCAAGAUUGGCCAGCUAUUCGGUAAGCUUUUCAAUGGCUUUGCAAAUCCAAGAGUGACUGACAUGUUUUAUCACAGAACUAGCAAAUAAUUGAUGGGGUGGUCGCAAGAGAUUGACCUUCUCUCCUCUGUCUAUAUUUCACUUCUUCUUUGGGGAUCCUUUAGAUUUUUCCAAUUCGUUAACUGCCUGCCUACACAUAGAUGGCCACAGUUUGCCAUCUUUGAUGGUUUCCUCCCAUGUUGAUGUCAGUCUCUCAAUUCUAGUAAGUUCAGCUCCUGAGGCCCUAAGCUGUGGAAUUCCUUCCCUAAACCUCUCUGCCCAUCUCUCCUCCUUUAAGACUUUUCUUAAAACCUAUCGCUUUGACCAGUCAUUUUGGGCACCUUGUCAUAAUAACUCAUUAUGUUGUCUCGAUUUCAAACUUUGACUGAGUUCUGCUUCUGUGAAGUGCCUUGGGAUGUUUUGCUGUGAUGUCGAUGCUAUUUAAAUGGAAGUUGGCGUUGUCAGCUCUAGUCCUCCCAUACACACUCACAUCACUGAACAUGAGCUCAGAUUAAAAAUGAAUUAAACCCUGGAGAUGUAGAGUGGGCAGAUUAGCUUCUGAAAAAGCAAAAACAGUCUCUCUAUCUACGGGGGCACUUCCAUUUCCCGUUCAGAUACUGACCAACCUUGCUGUAUACUUGCAGUGGUUUCUGUAUUUUUUCAGAUUUUAAACAUUGGCCGUUUAGCUUUUAUUGCAACCGGUGCUGUUUGUUUUAGAUUCCCACAUGUGGAGAGUUGUAGAGUCACAAUGCAAGCCCAUGAGGCUGCCCUGAGAAUUCCAUUGGGGAUAGGACACUGUUAUGUCCAUGUUCCCUAACAUCCCAUCAUAGGGACAGCUCUGCUCCCGAUGCAUUGCCCUGGGAAAUGAAACUCAUUCCAAAAUAUUUCAGUGGCUUUAUUUUCCCCGAGGUUGGUUUUGAUUUAUCAGAUCUUCAGGGAGUUUAAACAGCAAAGUCAAAUGUGGUGGUAGCGGUGAGGGAAAUUGACUCCAUUUAAUAAAAGAAAGUGUAAAGUAUUAAUAGCAGCUACUAAUAGUUCUAACUAAUUGGUCAUAACCUUUUAGUUGACUUGAAAAAUCAUCCUGCAACUAAAGCUAUGACUCGCUAUUUGCUGCCAGCUAUUAGUUUGCAAUUGGAUAGUUAUUUGCAAAUUGUAAAUGCAUGUCUGAUAACUAAAGCUGGAGGAUAGUAUGUUUCUGUAACACUAGAGAUAAUUCAGCAUUGAUGCGGAGCUAUUCAUUGUCAUCAAUUGGCAACUCCAGUUUAAUUGACUAAAAUAUUUACCAGUUACUUAAAGAGUCAGAUUUAUUUCAGCCAUGUCCUCACUGUGAUAUAUCAUAGCUCAUUUGACAGGACGGGUGUUAGUUAAUAUUCCUCUCGGGCUUCUCUCUCUCUCUCUCAGCCAACAUUGAGCUGCUCACUAGGGCUGGAGAAGAGUGAUAUGGGUCCCCUAAUCCUCUCCCUUUUGUCUGUCCCAUUUUGCUCUACAUGGAGAAAUGUUUUAGUCAUCUUCAGUUCCUCUGUCACUUUUUUUUUAACUUAUUCUGGCAUCUCUGGCGUUACAGAUGCAUGUAACAUUGCACAAAAAUAUCAUUUAUGCCCCGCCCUACCGCCUCAACAUUUUAGAUAUUGGCUCUACAUACUUUUUAAAUAAACUUAUAAUUCACAUUUCAAAGAAAUGAAUUUUACUGGCCUUGGCCCAAAUGUAUUUAUCUAAAAACCCUCCACCACUUUUAAAACAAAAAUGGACUGUGUAGGAGAUUUUUGUUUAAUGAAGCAAGUAAGUUAGCUGUGAAGCUAAUAAUUACCAGAAUCAAUAUUUCCUAUUGGAGUAAAUGGAUAUCAGUUAAGUUUUGGGAAGUACAUUACCUUGGUAUAUUUCCUCUCCAGCAAAUUAUAACUGGUACAAUGGGGGCUUUCGAAACUCAAUGGAGUCAUGUAGAAGUAUCUAUUAAUGUGUGCCCAUUAACAUUCUCAAUAUGACAUGCUAAAGCAACAUAUUUCAGUUUCAAAUGGCCUUAAUUAAAUCUGAAAUCAUAGAAUGGUUACAGCACAGGAGGAGGCCUUUCAGCCCAUUAUGUCUAUGGCAGCUCUCUGCGACAUCAACUCAGCUGAUCCCAUGCCUGCAGCCCUUCUGUCUUCAGACAAUCGUCCAAUUUGAAAGCCAUAAUUGAGUCCCCCUCCAGCACACACUCAGACAGUGCAUGUGGAGUUUUACUUGGAGCUGGUGUACCUGGUCACUACCUUUCUCCCUCCCGACACAGCAUGCUUGGCCAGCAGCAGGCACAUGGCUGUCUGAAUCUCCUGGGAGCUGAUAGUGCUACGCUUGUUGUAAUGGGCCAGGCGGGAAGCCUCACCAUCGAUGUGCAAAAAAUAUAACCAUGUUCUUUACAAAAAAGGUGCACAAUAUCAGGACAAGGUCAUUUCUAAAAAACGAAAGACCAAUAUCCACCUAUUUCACUUUCUACCAUCCUGGGGUUCAAAUGAUAGUCAAGCUGUUGCCAGUAAUCGAUCUCUAUCAAUGAGUCUACAAAGAACCCAGACAUGAGGUGAGGAAAACCAGAGGGGUAGAGAGCUUUGGAACCCAUAGGUCCAAAGUCACCGGUUUCUCACAAGCCAUGCUCCACUCACCACAAAUCACAACUUUAAAUAUUAUGUCCCGAAAUGUUAUUUUCUAAAGAAAGCUAUCAAGUUUGCCUUUGAAUAGAUCGAUAUUCACUGUUUCCACCGUCUCCCUGGGAUGCCUGUUCCAUUGAUUGAUCACUGACUUUAUUGAAAUAUCGUUUGCAUAGGUUAGUUGUGAACUUACCACUCCCCCUGCCCCCCGUAACCCCCCCCACCAAACAUCACCCCCAUCCAUCAUCACCUCACCUCAAGCUCAGGCUGUGUCCUCUGGUUCUCUUGUUCUUGUCAAGGUGAAAUAGCUCUAAAUCCUUCAGAAACCUAAAAACAGUAAUCAUAUCAACAGCUGGGCCACAUGGCCUCCUCCUGUGCUGUUUGCUUCUAUGUCACCUCUCAAUCUCCCCUUUUUCAGUGAGAUCACGCCCGAUUUAGAAUAGUCACUCUUUAUAGUUCAAUGCCUCCAUCCUCUCAGUUGCUCUCAACUGCAUCCUUUCAAUGGCUGCAGCAUUCUUUUAAUAAGGACUAUACAGAGUAUUCUAGGGGCCUGUCUCAGAAACACCCUUCAGCAUUUUUGAGAAUGAACUUUGAUUUAUUUUUAAUAGCUUAAUAAUUUUACUGAAAGUUUGAGUUUUUUCUCAAAUUGACCAAGAACUUAAAAAAAAAGGUGCAUCUGGGUCUUAUCUGACAAGGAGAUCAUUAAGGAGAAUAAAUGCAGCUAUUGGUCUUUUACUCUGCCUUCAUUUCCAGCUCAUGUGCUAUGGGAAAAGAGGGCUGGGUAAUCCUGGCAGCUAAUGCUGGCUACCUUCCUAAUCGGAAAAGGCUUUAGCUCACUGCUCUUGGAUAUAGCUAUUUUGCUCAAGGAUACGCUGCUAAGGACAAAAGAAGGUAAUCCACUUCAUAGAAUCAUAGAAUGAUGCAGCACGGAGGGUGGCCACUCAGCCCAUCAUGUAUCUGCCGGCCCUUUGAUAAAGCUAUCCGAUCCUGAGAAAUCUGCAGCUGUCGACUCAAGUCCACAGAACAGCAUCUGACAGAAUUCGCCCCGUUGUUUCUGAGACUGACUCCUCCUGGUAAUGAACUCAAACGUCAGGUUCUGGUGUGAUGGCGUUGGUGGAAAUCACGGCGAUACUAUGAGGUGUGACACACAGACUUUGGGGUAGAUCGUGACUUUACGUUGGCAAUGUAGAACGGAUGUUAUCGAAUCGGCAGCCAGCUUCACAUCUCUCCUGAUUAUUUUUAUUGGAAAUAAAACUCGGCGGAGGAGACGUAAAGUAGGUUGCUGACUCGCUAUCGGCCGUUCUAUUCUAUCACUCAAAGUCUACCCUAUUGAGUCAUUAUCUGGUCUGAUAUGAAGACUUGUUUCCAAACCUACAGUUCAAAGCUCCAGAUUUUGUCUGAUUUACAGCAAAAAUGUUCAGAACACAUACUUUAUUGGUUUUAUGCAUCCUGUAAAACUACACUUUGCAGUGCAUGCUUGCUUUGCUUUAGACUAUAUUUAGAUAGAUGUCUUACUUUCCAUAGGCCUUUCUGGAAUACAAUAGUUUUUUUUUCCCUUGGAUGCUUUAAGAUUUGCCUUACCUGAUGGUAUGUAAUAAUAACUGGCAGUUGUUGCUUGUAAACUUGGGACAAGUGGAUCAAACUGGAGACUAACUUGCUGAUCUACUGCCUUGUUGUCAACCUGUUUAAUAGCCAGCAUUACAUAAUCAAGAAAAAUUUUUUCCUCUUAUUCUCUCUUUGUGCCAUGAAUUUGAAUUGUUAUCAAUAGAAAAUGAAACCUUCACAUUAUGUCUGUUAAAUAAAAUGAACGAUAAUAGCA
Carcharodon carcharias (great white shark) is the source of this 6457-nucleotide messenger RNA. It is a transcript of the gene macrod2, whose product is annotated as mono-ADP ribosylhydrolase 2. The transcript is spliced from 17 exons. NCBI's taxonomy places the organism in Eukaryota, Metazoa, Chordata, Chondrichthyes, Lamniformes, Lamnidae. Gene Ontology annotation, biological process: peptidyl-glutamate ADP-deribosylation; purine nucleoside metabolic process; DNA damage response. Bases 167 to 1324 code for a protein of 385 amino acids. Gene Ontology annotation, cellular component: nucleoplasm. The record is from RefSeq and is a predicted model, not a curated record. Gene Ontology annotation, molecular function: ADP-ribosylglutamate-[protein] hydrolase activity.